Molecule: messenger RNA, 429 nt
Organism: Penicillium diatomitis
Lineage: Eukaryota; Fungi; Ascomycota; Eurotiomycetes; Eurotiales; Aspergillaceae
Exons: 2
Coding region: 1-429 (142 amino acids)
Source: RefSeq, a predicted model, not a curated record
AUGUCUACGGUCAAUAUGGUCAAAUAUUAUUUUUAUAAGGGCAUGAUCCCGAAAGACCGAGACCGACUGCGCCAGCUUGUGGCUUUGGCAUAUCAGACCGCAAGAGACAGAAAGCUCUACCCCAAGGCGGUUCUUAUUAGGUCCGAGGUCCAUGAUACAACCAGUAUCAAUGGCAUGCACCAGAAAGAUCCGCUGGGUCCACACGUGACACUUUGCUACAAAGACAAGAAUCAACUCCUGCAAGGGACUCACGUCGCCAGCCAUGGCUAUGUUCGUGGGAAAGACGACAUUGGGUUUGUGCGCGCAACACAUACUGGAGAGAAGUCGGACUCGGCCAGAAGGCAGCAAGGCAAAAAGACGGUAUGGCCAUCGGAAAAUGAGCUUGAGGCUGCACCAGAGAUCGGCUACAGCCAUCUUCCAAUCAACUAG